GCCCGCAAACCAUAUUCAUUUUCAUGGCGACAAACCACACGAAUAUUUCCUCGUACGCAGUUGCAUUUCCCUGUUUUUGAGUUUUUCCACACUCUCUCUGCCUACAUCACAACCUUCCCAUGGGUUCCUCCGAUCAAGUCGCUGCCUCCGGAGCACCUCAGUCCUACCAAAAUGUCAUCGUAAUGCGCCAUGGAGAUAGGCUGGACAACUCGUCGCCUCUUUGGGCGGCGUCGGCUCUGCGCCCCUGGGAUCCUCCGCUGGACGACAACGGCAAGGUGCGAGCCUUCCGCACCGGAGAGAAGCUCAGAGAUCAGCUCGGUGUACCGAUCCAUCGAGUUUUUGUUUCGCCUUUUCUUCGAUGCCUGGAGACCGCUGCGCAGGCGAUAUCCGCCUUGUGCUCCGUUGGUAAGGACUCCGGUGGUUCGAGCGACCUGUCUGUAAACGGAAUGGUGCUGGAUCCUUCGAGAAUCAAGGUUUCAGUCGAGUUUGGAUUGUCUGAGAUGCUGAACACCCUAGCUAUUCGAGCUUCUGUGGCUCCUAAAGAUGGAAGAUUUAGUUUCAAUAUCUCUCAAUGUGAAGCUGUCUUGCCAGCUGGAACUGUUGAUAAUUCUGUUGAAUUGGUUUAUAAGGAGGUACCAAAAUGGCAAGAGACUCUGGAAGGUGCUCGAGCUAGAUAUGUUGAGGUGAUCAAGAAACUCGCCGAAAAAUAUCCCUCGGAGAACUUGCUGCUCGUGACGCACGGGGAAGGAGUUGGAUCAGCUGUUUCUAGAUUCAUACCCGGAGUUAUGGUAUGUGAUGUUGAGUAUUGUGCCUAUUCGGUUUUCCGCAGACCAAUAGUGUUGGGUGCAAAUCAGUCGUACACUGCUGGAGGAGACUUCGUCAGCUCCCUCAAAGACCUCUUUGGGGUUACAAUAGUUGAAGAACCUAACAAUCCUUAGAACCUUACACGAAUUUUAAUUUGUUGUGUCAUUCUUUUUUCUGAGCCAGAAAUAAACACAAUGCAGAUUGUUUUUGAAAUUUCAUUUCCCUUCGUAUGACUGAACAUAAAUUUUGAGAUUAUAAUGUUUGGUAUGGCAGACAAGUUCUAGGAGUUCUGGAUCUUAUGUUUAUAAAGAAUUUUGUUAGCUACCAGGUUGCAGGGGCUGUCAGUGUCGACUAAAUCAAGACCAUUCUCUUCCAAUAUCGGAUGUUCGUAAGGGCUCUGUAGCAAGAAAUUAUAAAUUCUGUUAAAGAAAGCUCUUGGUGUAAAUUGCAUGGGCUAGGGAAUCUUUUACAAUAUAUCGAAUUGGUAUGGUAGGUGAACUUGUGACUGCUAAGUAAGGAAUUCACAUCUUGUAGUUCUUUUCUUCUUUUUUCUUUUUUAUAAUAUAGGUAAAGACUUUUCUGGAGGUUAUCCAUUCUAGUAUUAUUUUUGUCCAAAUGUGCGUAAUUUUGGAGUUUUGAUGGGAUCAAGUGCGUUAACUGCUUAGCUGGUCUUGUCUAGUGUGACUUAGCUAUUACGUUCAGUCGGUUUGUCUAGUGUGAUUUAGCUAUUAUGCUCAGCGAGAGGUUUAAUAGGUGCGAGUCCUAACUUUCUUCUCUUCUGAGCUUAAAUUUUGUUUGAGGCGAAGAAAAAAAAAGAACAAGAAAAACUGGUGGUUGGGUCAGAUCCUGCCGAGCGCCACUGGACACAGUCGUUCAAUCGAUCACGGUUUUCUCCUCUGAUGAAAAC
This is a messenger RNA of Andrographis paniculata, 1711 nucleotides long. RefSeq lists its product as uncharacterized. NCBI's taxonomy places the organism in Eukaryota, Viridiplantae, Streptophyta, Magnoliopsida, Lamiales, Acanthaceae. The record is from RefSeq and is a predicted model, not a curated record. The transcript is spliced from 4 exons. Bases 120 to 938 code for a protein of 272 amino acids.